ACAACAACAACAACAACAACAACUGCAGCAACAGCAACAACAACAACAGCAACAGCAGCAACAACAACAGCGUCAACAGCACCAACAACAAUUACAACAGCAACAACAACGUCAAGUAGCGGGUAAUGCUGCAGCUGCGAUACCGCCAAUUUUUUCCGCAGAAGAAAUGAGCAAGGUUGCACAAGUAUUAGCUGUACAACAGCAACAACGUGCUCUUGCUGCAGCAGCUGCAGCACAUCAUGGCGCAGCUACACAUGCAGUUGUAGCAAAUCCACUAUUGCAAGCAAGUGCAUUGCAAAAUUUUGCGCAAAAUUUAAUGGCUAAUGGUGUAAACAAUCAACAACCAACUGGUCAAACAUUCUUCUGCAUUUUCUGCAUGAAGCAUUUCAAUACGCAAGCUUCAUUCACCCUACAUCUCAGCUUUGUUCAUUUUCGCAAUAAUGUUGUCAAUGUGAGCAUGCAAAAUUGUUUUCAAGAACAUUUCGAUAAAGAGGGUAAGGUGAAUACCUCGAUAGCAUCAAUUCCUUCCAUAUUUGGUACAGUUGCAAAUGUAAAAGGAAUUUCUGAAGAUGCCAUUACUCAUUCGGAUACGACAACAAAUUCUUCCUGUUCCUCAAGUCCUCAAAAAGUAUCACCAGGUGUUAUGCAAGGUAGAAUGCAAUCACCGGCGCAAUUAUCUGAAGCGGAUCAUUUAUCAGAUGAUUUGGAAUCAUCCGAUAUUUCCAUUCAAAAGGGUUGUGAGCAAUGUGAAACCCAUCGACAACGGGUUGCCGAAUUAGAACAAACAUUGGAAGCAAAACGGAUCGAACUAAAGAAUACCCGUGAAUUAAUGCGCCGUAUCGGUGUAAUUGCUGGUUCGUUACUUGAAUCAUGCACUGAUUUCGAUAAGCAAUGGGUGACACAUAGCCGUAAAGUUUACUCACAAAUACAAUCGGUAAUAUGCAAUAUGGAGUAA
Molecule: messenger RNA, 955 nt
Organism: Loa loa (African eye worm)
Lineage: Eukaryota; Metazoa; Nematoda; Chromadorea; Rhabditida; Onchocercidae
Exons: 4
Coding region: 167-955 (262 amino acids)
Source: RefSeq, a predicted model, not a curated record